Molecule: messenger RNA, 1062 nt
Organism: Pedinophyceae sp. YPF-701
Lineage: Eukaryota; Viridiplantae; Chlorophyta; Pedinophyceae
Source: the annotation of a GenBank genome assembly
AUGGCAAGGCACUCGCACAAACCAAAGUCUUUCUUUCCUGUGCUCGUACCGACGCCCCGAACCAGCCGUUCCCGUCCCCACGCCUUCGCCGUGCAGGCCAUUAUGCCACGGCGCCGCGCCGAUUCGGACGAGGAGUACAUCCCUCCGACGAAGAAACGCAAGCUCGAAUUGGAGGCCGCGAAACUCGCACGGGCCCAGGCGAGGCAGCUCGAGAGGCAACAAAAGAUGCAAGCCCGCGUACGCGCCGCGAAGAAAUCUCUCGGGCUCUACGACAGCUCGGACGGCUCGGACGCGGAGUCCUCGGACGACGAGGGCGCAGAGCUGGAAGGCCGCUACGACUUUAUGUACCACGUCCUCGACGCGGUCGUCUCCAACCCCGCCACCAGCUUCCAAACGAUGCUCCGCGUCGCCGACACCGUCCCCGAGCUCCGCGAGACCAUCUCGCAGCUGCUCGCGCGGAGACGCCAAAAGUGCACCAAGCCAGCGUCGCCCUUUACUGGCCCCACCAUGAUGCCGCGCGGCGCCAAGUGCCCCCUGUGCCUGGGCGGCACGCGCUCAUACAAGGUCUGCGUCCACCCGCUCUUCAACACGGCCCCGCGCAUCGGCAUGCCGGAGCUGAUCUGCACAACAUGUCUGAUGGAGAGGGCAGGGCCGUGGGCCAUCAAAACCGCGCAAGCCCUGGACGAGGAGUUCGCGGUGGAAGCCUCGGAGAUCCAGGACCUGCCGAGGUACGAGGGCGCGCUCGGCCGGAGGCGCGGGACGUACUACUUGAUGGCUGACGUCAGCGACGUGGUCUCGCACGAGGAGCGCGAGCGUCGCGUGGACGACAGGAAGAUGGCGGAGCAGUACAGGAUGAAAAUGUCGGACAGGAGGGCGGCGGCGCAGGAGGCGCGGCGGGGGAAGCUCAGGAAGCACCUGGCGCGGCGCGGCCUGGAGAUGCCUGAGGUGCUGCCGCAGCGCUGCACCGCGUACGUGAUGCGCGGGUGGGGGAGUCUGAAGCUGUGCAGGGCGGAGGUGAAGGAGGAGAUGGGGGGCGCGGGGGGGUCGGACGCCCCGGCGUGA